Molecule: messenger RNA, 890 nt
Organism: Varanus komodoensis (Komodo dragon)
Lineage: Eukaryota; Metazoa; Chordata; Lepidosauria; Squamata; Varanidae
Gene: SELENOH
Product: selenoprotein H
Exons: 5
Cellular component (GO): Golgi apparatus
Source: RefSeq, a predicted model, not a curated record
AGGACUUGUCCCUGCCUGGCUCCUUGGCGUCUCAGGCAGAAUGCCCCCACUGCUAGUCGGCCUCUGAAUUUGGCGCGGCUGCUUCUUGUGGCCUCCUCUGCUUGAUCGUUGAAUUUUCCAAUGGGGUUUCCAGCCUACCUUCCUCUCAAAUGGUUGAAGCUGGAGAACAGGUUCCUCUCUCCGUCUGCGGCGGCACGUGGUUCGGAUCAUUGUCGACCAAAACGCCAGAAUGCCCCCUAAAGGGCGGAAGAGGAAGGCUGAAAGGCCUCAGGCAAAAGCUGCAGCAUCCAACGGAGAGAAACCAGAUGGUGCUGAGAAAUUGCCCAAGCAACUGAAAAAGAGUGAAGGAUCGGGCCCUCACGUGAUCAUUGAGCAUUGCAAAAGCUGACGCGUGUUUGGCCGCAAUGCUGAUGCUGUCAGCCAGGCACUACAGCAGGCCUUUCCUGAUGCUCUGGUGGAGAUCAACCCUGAGAAGCCACGCAGGAAUAGCUUUGAGGUGGCUCUGCUAAAAGAGGAUGGCUCUAGAGUGGAAUUAUGGACUGGCCUUAAGAAAGGGCCACCACGCAAACUGAAGUUUCCAGAACCAAAUAAUGUGGUUGAACUCCUGAAGGGUAACUUGGAUUAAAGCCAACAGCAGCUGGGUAGGAUUGCCAAUGCACAUCUGAUGAACCAUUCAUUCUGAGUGAGUUGGAGCAUCCAUGAUGGGAUAUGAUUAAGUGGGGUUAAACUCCAGUCACAUCUCUGAAGCUACAGCCCCUCCUCCACAAAGAUCAAUGGAUCAGAUAAUUGCCAUUCCUUGCCCCUUCACUUUUUAAAGUCUGUUUGCAUUAUUAUUAGAAAUUUGCAAGGAAAUUCCUUGUUUUUUUCCCAAUAAAACUUGUUCUAUAUGC